This is a messenger RNA of Candidula unifasciata, 3376 nucleotides long. Lineage: Eukaryota; Metazoa; Mollusca; Gastropoda; Stylommatophora; Geomitridae. The record is from the annotation of a GenBank genome assembly.
GUGAUGAAAUUUGCUGCACAGACUCGCAACAACAUGAGUGUUGGUGAGCUGUGGUUCAGGCUACUACGAUUUUACUGUUUGGAGCUUGACAUUGCCAAUACUGUGGUGUCCAUCCGGACUGACCAGCAAAUACCACGAAAUACCAAACCGUGGAACAGCAAAAAACUUGCUGUUGAGGAUCCUUACAUGCUGAAGAAGAAUGUUACUGGCAUGGUCAACCAAGCUCAUGUAUGCGAGUACUGGGAAGAUUGCAUUCGUCGGGCACUUCACUACUUUGGCUUUCCUCGAGAUGCAGAAGGCAGAUCACACAUUCCUAUAGAUGCCUUCAUAAAAAUGAUUCAGAACAAUGAAACCACAGAAGCAGCUACAGAGGAAGAUAAAGCAGUUCAACAGUCUGCUGUUGGUGAUGGAUCUGUUCAAACAAAUAAGACGGAUAGGACACACAAAACACAAUACCAAAAAAAUUCUCAACAGCAAACUCUACCAAAGGAUGAUCAGAGUAGUUCAGAUUCAGGAAAUGAUGAUUUCAGCGACUCUGAUACUGAAGAUAGUGAUGAUGAUGGUGUAACUGAAGAUCAGCAUUCUGCAGGCACUGAAAAUCUGCAUAAACAGUCAUCAGAAAUUUCCGCUGGUUCUAAGUCGCAGACAAAGUCAGCUGCCUUAAAAAAGCUAGGAAAUCAUUCUAAGCCUGCUGUGCUCUUGGAAAACCAGAGCUUAAGAAAGGACAUUUCAGAUUCUGGUAUUAGCGAUGGUUUAUCUCAAACCCCAGACAAUGGCUAUUUUCCUCAUCAAGUUAUGCAAGAAGGAUCUGUCGGCUCAUCCCCUAAUGACAGUAAACAUACUGUCAUUACAUCACAGACUGACAGCUUGUCUCAUGCUAGUAAACAACUGUCACUGUCCAGCUUGGGUUCACCUGCUGAAGCAGCCACUGGUGAUGCCACUGAUCACUUGAAAUUAACUGAAGCCAUGAAUGAUAUUUUUCUCUUACUGGAAAAGAGAGAUUGCUACUAUGUUUUUUCUAAAGAAGUUCUGACUGAUGGGAAGGGCCCAGUCUUGCUUUGUGCUUACUGUGAGAAGACCGGUCAUCUGAAAAAUGCAUGCCCUGAAGACAAAUUGCCAGAGAUCUUUCCGCUGCCACCACUUACAGCCCUACAUGUGAAGGUUUUGUCUGAAACUCUUAGCCGACUGCCAGGACUUGUUGGGCUCAGUUCAUGUGGAUCUUCUAGUCGUUUCAGCUUUUUGAAAGAUUUAGAAGCAUUCAUUAGAACUCAUUUUGAUGAUGCCAACUUGACAUUGUUUGGCUCCUCUUGCAAUGGAUUUGGCUUUGAGAGAAGUGAUAUGGACAUCUGCUUGACCUUCAGCCAAAGGAAGAUAAUUGACAAGCCGUGGGUGAUUGAAUCCUUAGCCAGAAAAAUGAAACAGUCCAAGGAUCUCAUUAGGGUACAAGCCAUUUCAACUGCCAAAGUGCCUAUUGUCAAGUUUGUUGUCAGAAACUUGGGUCUGGAAGGUGACAUCAGCCUCUACAACAUCCUGGCACAGCAUAAUACCAGACUUUUGCUUUGUUAUAGUCAGAUAGACCCUCGAGUUCAGAUCUUAGGAUAUGCCAUCAAACACUUUGCCAAGGUCUGCGAUAUUGGAGAUGCAUCUAGAGGCAGCUUGUCAUCGUAUGCCUAUAUUCUCAUGAUGAUUUACUACCUCCAGCAGGUGUCGCCACCAGUGCUUCCAGUUCUACAGGAGUUGUAUGAGAGCAAAGAGAAGCCACAACUUAUUGUUGAAGAAUGUGAUGUGUGGUUCAUGGAUGACCUCAAAAAGUUGAAUACACUGUGGUCGGAUAAGGGCAAGAACAAGAUGUCCCCUGCAGAACUCUGGAUAGGUUUUCUGCGCUUCUAUGUUGAAGAGUUCAACUGUAAGGAGAUUGUGGUUUCUAUCCGCCAGAAGGAGCCAGUGACACGGUUUGAUAAGCUGUGGAAUGGUGAAAACAUAGCCAUUGAAGAUCCUUUCGACCACAGUCAUAACUUGGGCUCAGGAUUGACAAGAAAUAUGAAUAAUUUCAUUUUCAAGACAUUUAUCAAUGGACGAAUGUUACAUGGCAGCCCCAUUGACAACAACAUGGAAUUGUAUAGCAAGUAUAGGAACCCUUAUGACUACUUUUUUGAUUCUGAACUGCUUUCUGAAUCUCGACCCCCAAACAUUCGUGGGUGUCAUUUCUGUGGAAAGAUAGGUCAUCUGGCUAGACAUUGUACUGCCAGGAAAUCAAAUCCACUGUUGUCACAACAGGAUAACCAACAAAAACAAAGGCAGGCAUCUCAGCUACAGCUAAAACCACAAGCCAGUCUUGCACAGUCAGUGCUGCAGGAGAAACAGCUGAUUGACCCAAAACAGCCAAAUUUGCCUUCACAGGAAAGACCCAGAAUUCAGCAGUUACAACAACCAAGCAGGUACAGUCAGCAAGGAGAGAAUGCACAGCCAAAACAGUCAGAAACAAAAGAGUUUCCACAUAAACAGCAAGAAGAACAGUAUAAUAAGCCUUUGGAUAAGCAGCAAAACCAGAAACAAAUGUUACAGCCACACCAAGAAGAAAGAAAGCAAAAUCAGCCUUUGCAGCAGCAGGCUCCUCAAACAAAACAACACCAGACAAGUCAAAGUUCACACUUACAGCAGUAUCAGCAGCAGCAAAAGCAACCACUACUACAGCAGCCUUUGCAUUCAGUACAGCUACAAGAGGAGCAUCAGCAAGUACAGUCAUCACAGCAAAAGCAGCCAUCCAUGACACAACAGCAGCUGGAACCGUUGAGUAGGCUGCCUUCUCAAACAAAUCAGCAAAACAUGCAACCUUUUCAGCCACAGCAACAUCAGCAAAUACAACCUCCACAUCAGCAGCAGCAACAGCAGAGACAACAUCCACAAGAACAGCAAAGACAACCUCUGCAACAGCAGCAGCAACAGCUUCCACAAGAACAGCAACAGGAGCACAAACAACCUCCACAUCAACAGCAGCAGCAGCAGAAACAACUUCCACAAGAACAGCAACAACUGCACAGACAACCUCCACAUCAACAGCAGCAACAACAGAGACAACUUCCACAAGAACAGCAACAUCAGCAGAGACAACCUCCGCAUCAGCAGCAACUAAGACAGCCUUUCCUGCCAAGACAGCAACAUCCCAGACCUUCGGAGCACCAGAUCAGGCAUGCCAUGCCAUUACAAGAGAAACAGGCUUUCCGGUUUCACCACCAGCAACCGUCUCAAAUGCCACAUCAGCAACAAAAUCAGUACCGACAACAGCAUCCACAGUCACAACAACAGCAUCCACAGUCACAACAACAGCAUCCACAGUCACAACAACAGCAGCAGUAUCAUCAUUCCCAAGUACAAA